AUGUCCAAGUGCCCCUACACGACUGACGCGGCCGGUCAUCCGUUGGAUGACCAAAACGCUGCGCUUCGUGCGGGCUCCACCGGCCCCUUGGUCGUGGAUCCCCGUCUUUACGAGCACAAUGCCAUCUUCAACCGUGAGCGCAUCCCGGAACGCGUGGUCCAUGCCAACGGGGCCGGUGCCUUUGGUACCUUUCGUGUGACAAAGGACGUGUCACAGUACACCAAGGCGAGCUUUCUGAGCUCCGUCGGCAAGGAGACCAAGAUUGCCGCUCGCUUCUCCACGGUGGCUGGAGAGCGCGGCUUUGCCGAUGCCGACCGUGACGUCCGCGGCUUUGGCGUUCGCUUUUAUACCGACGAAGGCAACUUUGAUCUGGUCGGCAACAACACACCCAUCUUCUUUGUGCGUGACCCCAACAAAUUCCAAGACUUUAUUCACUCGCAAAAGCGCAACCCACAGACAGAUCUGCGUGACUGGGAGGCGCGCUGGGACUUUUGGUCUUUGUCACCCGAGUCAGUGCAUCAGGUGCUGAUUCUCAUGUCUGACCGCGGCGUGCCUCGUACCUACCGCCAUGAGCAUGGCUACGGAAGCCACACGUUCAGCCUCAUCAACGAUAAGGACGAGCGGGUCUGGUGUAAAUGGCACAUGCGCACCAACCAAGGCUAUGAGACUCUUGCCGAGGAGGAGGCACAAAAGGUGCGUGGCGCCAACCCGGACAGCCACAAGGAUGACCUGUUCCAUGCCAUUGAGCGUGGCGAGUACCCAUCUUGGAAGGUGUGCCUUCAGAUCAUGACCGAUGAGCAGGCCAAGAAGAUGGACUUUGACAUUUUUGAUCUCACCAAGGUCUGGAGUCACAAGGAAUUUCCCCUGAUUGAAGUUGGCGAGAUGACUCUGAACCGCAACCCCCAAAACUACUUUGCCGAGGUCGAGCAAUUGGCUCUUUCGCCGGGCAACUUGGUGCCCGGCAUUGGCGCCUCCCCUGACCCCAUGCUGCAGAUCCGCCUGAUUGCCUACACCGAUGCCGCCAAUUACCGCCUGGGCGUCAAUCAUUACCAGCUACCUGUCAACGCCCCCGUCUGCCCGGUGUCUCACAAGAAGUACCGCGAUGGGCUCAUGAACCCGAGUGCAAACAGCGGGGGCCACCCAAACUACCAGCCCAACAGCAUGGACAAGUACCCAACCUUCAAAGAGGGUUCCUGGGAACCUCCGCUCCCACUCGACCAAGCCGUCGUUCAGCGCAAGCGUCAGGGUCAACCGGAUGACGUCUACUUCCAGCCCCGUGCCCUCUUUCAGAUGUUUGAGAAGGACCACAAGGAGCGUGUGUACAAGAACGUGGCUGGCACUAUGAAGGGCAUCAAGCAAGAGAUUAUCGAGCGUCAACUCGAAGUUUUCGGCAAGGUUGAUGCUGAGCUGGAGCAAGGCAUCCGCGUUGCCCUGGAACAGGAGGCCUAA
This is a messenger RNA of Monosiga brevicollis MX1, 1449 nucleotides long. RefSeq lists its product as uncharacterized. Gene Ontology annotation, biological process: response to hydrogen peroxide; hydrogen peroxide catabolic process. Lineage: Eukaryota; Choanoflagellata; Craspedida; Salpingoecidae. The record is from RefSeq and is a predicted model, not a curated record. Gene Ontology annotation, cellular component: mitochondrion; cytoplasm; peroxisome. The transcript has 6 exons. Gene Ontology annotation, molecular function: catalase activity; heme binding. Bases 1 to 1449 code for a protein of 482 amino acids.